GGGCGGGCUGGGUCGGGCCGUGGGACCGGAGCUGGGCCUGAGCUCAGCUAGAGCACCGAUAGCUGUCUUCCUAUGUCGCGGCCGGGCGAGGGCCGGUAGGAGGAGUCGGUACCUGCACUGUGGCCAUGUCUGUGUCCGCAAAGGACCGGGGCCCCGCAAACCUUCGCCCUCUGGCCAAAGCCGGUCGGACACCCAUGUCUCCCCGGGGGUCUGGCAGAGGACAGUGACUGGCACUCCCCGGUACGCCCGGUGUUCCCCCCAAAGAAAUAGGAGAGCCCAAAGUAUGGCUGCUGAUGUGCAGAGGAAGAGAAGCAGUGACUGCCCUGAUGGCAUGUUGGCUCCUUCCGAUGGACAGAGUGUGGAAAGAGCCGAGAGCCCCACGCCAGGACUGGCCCAGGGGAUGGAGCCAGGUGCUGGGCAGGAGGGUGCCAUGUUUGUCCAUGCCUAUUCCUAUGAAGACCUGAAUGAGUCAGAGGAUGGACCAGCUUCCGGUGACAGCUCCAAGGAGGGUGCUGGGAGUCCCCCGCCACUGCCCACUGACAUGCGUCAGAUCAGCCAGGACUUCAGUGAGCUAAGUACCCAGCUGACAGGCGUGGCCCGUGACCUGCAGGAGGAGAUGCUGCCUGGAAGCUCUGAGGACUGGCCAGGACCCCCUGGUACAACCAGUCGUCCAGCUAAAGAGCCUCCAGAGGAUGGCACAAGUGAAGGGGAUGAACAGGAUGCCACAGAGGCAUGGCGCCUGCAUCAGAAGCACGUCUUCGUGCUGAGUGAAGCAGGGAAGCCGGUUUACUCCCGCCAUGGCUCUGAGGAAGCACUUUCCAGCACCAUGGGUGUCAUGGUGGCCCUAGUUUCCUUCCUGGAGGCAGACAAGAAUGCCAUCCGUUCCAUUCAUGCAGAUGGCUACAAGGUGGUGUUCGUCCGCCGGAGCCCACUGGUGCUGGUGGCAGUGGCACGUACGCGGCAGUCGGCACAAGAGCUAGCACAAGAGCUGCUCUACAUCUACUAUCAGAUCCUGAGCCUUCUCACGGGUGCACAGCUGAGCCACAUCUUCCAGCAGAAGCAGAACUACGAUCUACGGCGCCUGCUUUCGGGCUCAGAGCGCAUCACCGACAACCUGCUGCAGCUCAUGGCGCGAGACCCCAGCUUUCUGAUGGGGGCGGCGAGGUGUCUGCCCCUGGCCGCGGCUGUGCGGGACGCCGUGAGUGCCAGCCUGCAGCAGGCGCGUGUGCGCAGCCUGGUCUUCUCCAUCUUGGUGGCCCACAAUCAACUUGUAGCGCUCGUGCGCCGCAAGGACCAAUUCUUGCAUCCCAUUGAUCUGCACCUACUCUUCAACCUCAUCAGUUCCUCCUCGUCCUUCCGUGAGGGUGAGGCGUGGACACCAGUGUGCCUGCCCAAGUUCAACGCGGCAGGCUUCUUUCAUGCACACAUCUCAUACUUGGAGCCCGACACUGACCUCUGCCUGCUGCUCAUCUCCACGGACCGAGAGGACUUCUUUGCUGUCUCUGACUGCCGCCGGCGCUUUCAGGAACGCCUUCGCAAGCGCGGAGCCCACCUGAUGCUGCGGGAUGCACUGCGCACACCUUGCUACAGCGUUGCCCAAGUGGGCAUCCCUGACCUGCGCCACUUCCUCUAUAAGUCCAAGAGUUCAGGACUCUUCACCAGUCCUGAGAUUGAGGCCCCAUACACCAGUGAAGAGGAACAGGAGCGACUACUAGGGCUCUACCAGUACCUGCACAGCCGAGCCCACAAUGCUUCCCGCCCACUCAAGACCAUCUACUACACAGGCCCCAACGAGAACCUCCUAGCCUGGGUGACAGGCGCCUUUGAGCUCUACAUGUGCUACAGCCCUCUGGGGACUAAGGCAUCAGCUGUCAGUGCCAUCCAUAAGCUGAUGCGCUGGAUCCGUAAGGAGGAAGACCGCCUCUUCAUCCUCACGCCCCUCACCUACUGAUGGGAAUGUGUACAGACUCAGCCCUCCCAGGACCACUGAGCAUGGGAAGCUGUGGGAGCCUCAAGGUGGGGCUGGCUUUCCUGCCUAGCCAACAGUCAAGGACUGUGGGUUACUGUGCAUUAAAGUGCUUUGGAGAAGAUA
This is a messenger RNA of Cavia porcellus (domestic guinea pig), 2092 nucleotides long. RefSeq names its product MON1 homolog A, secretory trafficking associated (gene Mon1a). The transcript is spliced from 6 exons. Bases 284 to 1951 code for a protein of 555 amino acids. The record is from RefSeq and is a predicted model, not a curated record. Gene Ontology annotation, biological process: protein secretion; vesicle-mediated transport; protein targeting to vacuole. Lineage: Eukaryota; Metazoa; Chordata; Mammalia; Rodentia; Caviidae. Gene Ontology annotation, cellular component: Mon1-Ccz1 complex.